Molecule: messenger RNA, 2642 nt
Organism: Cataglyphis hispanica
Lineage: Eukaryota; Metazoa; Arthropoda; Insecta; Hymenoptera; Formicidae
Product: modular serine protease-like
Exons: 10
Coding region: 486-2480 (664 amino acids)
Biological process (GO): proteolysis
Cellular component (GO): membrane
Molecular function (GO): protein binding; G protein-coupled receptor activity; serine-type endopeptidase activity
Source: RefSeq, a predicted model, not a curated record
AAGAGAAACAUUCGUUAAUUGAAUUCAAGUUUUACAUUUUACAUUUUACAUUUUGCUCCAAAUUGACAAUCUAAACAAAAUAAACAUUAAUGUAUAUUUUUGUUAAGAUGCAUUUACAUUUAUAAUCUACAAGAUUUUGCCUAACAAGACUAUCGACAGGGCAAACAAUUUUUUAACAAUUACAAUAGAUAUUCUACAAGUGCGAUUUUAUUGGACUAAAUAUGUGAAUGAGAUAGAGUUGAGGCAAACUAAACCUGAGGAAUCACCCGUAAUAAAAUAUAAAAGAUAAGGUUUGAACAAUUGAAGAAGCGUGAUUUAGCAGAAUAUAUGUUACUGCGGAAGAAAAUGGACAAAUAUAUUCAUCAUUGACAUUUGUGUGCGUGGACGCCACUGUAAUAUCAUUAGUGAAUGUUUGCGAUGGAAUUCCUCAUUGCCCUGAUUCUUCGGACGAAGUUGGAACACUAUGCCGUCAUAUUGUAUGUCCCAUGAACAUGUACAGAUGCAAUUAUGGUGCUUGCGUGAAUCGUACGGCGAGAUGCAACGGUUUAGUAGAUUGUGUGGAUGCUAGCGAUGAGAUCACUUGCGAUCAAGAUCCUAACGAUGUUUGUUCCGAUAAAGAGUUUCAAUGUUCUACUAAACAUCGAGAGUGUAUAUCUCUCGAUGAUGUGUGCAACGCAGAGACGAACCUAUAUAUUUUGCUCUUUUUAUCAGGAUAUAAAGAUUGCUCGGAUGAAAGUGACGAAAACGCAACAAUUUGUCGCGAGUAUCUAUGUCCCGAAUAUACGUUCCGUUGCUUGUACGGAGGUUGUAUUCAUCAGGAAGUGAUUUGCGAUGGCGUCAAAGAUUGCAUUGACGGUACUGACGAAGAUUCAAAUAUGUGCGAGGUUAUUAAUUGCGAAGGUGAAAAAUGCUCACAAUAUAAAUGCCGGGACGAAGAAUUUGCAUGUAAGAAUAGACAGCAGUGUCUACCAAUGGCUAAAAUAUGCGAUGGUAUUCGACACUGCGCAGAUACAUCUGAUGAAAAUUCAGAAAUGUGCAAAAUACGUGAAUGUCCUGAAAAUUGGUUUCGUUGCGCUUACGGUGGAUGUAUUCGACCGGAAUUGAAAUGUAAUUCUCGGUUAAAUUGUUACGACUGGAGUGAUGAGGACGAAUCUUUAUGCGCGAGAACGCUGCCAGAAGGUGCCUGUCGAUUGCCUGCUGCAAAAGCAGGAACGCAUUACAAUGUGAGCGGAUGUUCAAGAUGUCGACCAGGUGAUAUUGUUCCCGAACUCACAUCGCUCUAUUAUACUUGCGACAUUGAAGGUUCUUUACAAGGUACUGCUAGAAUCUUUUGUCAGAAUAACCGCUGGUUUCCCAGUAUUCCGAAUUGUGCUCUCAAAAACGAAAUGGAAGGAAUAACAUGCCCAGCUCCGUCUCAAGCAUACGGUGCGAUUAAACGAUGUGAGGCAAUGUGGGGUCUUCAUAAAGGAUGGUUGCCUUGCAAUCAAUCCCUCCCAGUCGGUACACGAAUUUUCCUUGAAUGUCCGGCAUUCUACGAGCGUCGCAAAGGAUCCACUAGCGUUAUGUGCCUUCAUGACGGCACGUGGAGUCAACCAUUUUUGAAUUGUAUUCCUAUCUGCGGAAUAAGGGACUCUACAGCGGCACCAUUGAUCGUAAAGGGAUGGCGCAUCGAGAAAGAAGAGACACUACCAUGGCAAGCUACUCUCUUCUCGCACGAAAAUGGUCAAUGGAGAUUUUUUUGCGGUGGUACGUUGAUAGCAGAACGCGUUGUAUUAACUGCCGGUCACUGCGUUUGGAAGACUUCGGCAGAUACAGUGCGCAUCGCCUUCGGGAUCCUCUCGAGUGAUUUAAAUCAAGCAGGAGAAAACGCGCAGGUAAUCGACGUAGAAAGCAUUGAACUGCAGAGCGCAUAUCAAGAUCAUGAGAGUAAUUAUGGCUCAGAUAUCGCAUUGCUGAUCUUGAAAGAAACUGUGAUCAUUAAUUCGGUUGUUAAACCCGUUUGUGUUCCUUUGCACUCGGAUGCGACAUUGAUAGAAUAUCAGGAAACCAAUAAAUUUGGAUUGGUAGCUGGAAUGGGAUUGACGGAGAACGAUACAUUUAGUCCAGUCUUAAGAAUAACUACGAUGAAAAUUAUUUCCGAUGAUGAAUGUCGUCGAAAUCAGAAUAGAGAUUUUUGGAAAUAUUUAACUUACACAUCCUUUUGCGCUGGAUGGGCGAAUGGCACUGGGGUAUGCAAUGGAGAUAGCGGCGGAGGAUUGGUACUUCUUCAGACAUUAAAUUCUAGCAUAUGGGAAGUUCACGGAGUCGUCUCUGUGAGCCCACGAAGAUUGAGCACUACCAUAUGCAAUCCCAAUUUCUAUACUGUUUUCACUAAGGUCUCGAUAUAUAUCAAUUGGAUUAACAAGAUCAUCGAGAAUAUACCAAUAAUUGGCCCACCUGACCGAGAUCGACAGCCAAACAGAGACGAUAUUAUUGUUUAAAAAUAGUGAUAAGUUAACAUUGCUUGAGCGCGCGCGCUUUUUUAUUGUAAAAGCUUUCCAAUCAUGAAAUCAAUACAAUAAUUUUCUUUUUAUGACUAGCUUGUAUCUUUUUAAAUAUAUUACAUAUAUAUCGAUUAACUCAUUACUAUGUAUCACAAAUAA